This is a messenger RNA of Pseudomassariella vexata, 1119 nucleotides long. RefSeq lists its product as uncharacterized. The record is from RefSeq and is a predicted model, not a curated record. Bases 1 to 1119 code for a protein of 372 amino acids. Gene Ontology annotation, molecular function: NAD binding; oxidoreductase activity, acting on the CH-OH group of donors, NAD or NADP as acceptor; magnesium ion binding. Lineage: Eukaryota; Fungi; Ascomycota; Sordariomycetes; Amphisphaeriales; Pseudomassariaceae. The transcript has 3 exons.
AUGUCUCCCCCCGUUUCCAUCCCGGCUUCUAAGUGCUACAACAUCGCCUCCAUCCCGGCCGACGGCAUCGGUCCGGAGGUGGUGGAAGCUGCCAUCGUGGUGCUGAAGCAGCUUUCCGAGACUCUGGGCUCCUUCACAAUCGACUUCAAACACUACAACUGGAGCUCCGAGACGUACAAGAAGACGGGGAAGUACAUCCCAGACGGUGGAUUAGACGAGCUUAAGAAGCACGACGCUAUUCUUUUUGGUGCCGUCGGUGCACCUGACGUCCCCGACCACAUCUCCCUCUGGGGCUUGCGCCUCGCCAUCUGCCAGCCCUUCCAGCAGUACGCCAACGUCCGCCCGACGAAAGUCUUCAAGGGCACGCAAUCCCCCCUGCGCAACUGCAAGGUCGGCGACCUGGACUGGGUCAUCAUCCGCGAAAACAGCGAAGGCGAGUACGCGGGACAGGGCGGACGAUCCCACCGUGGCCGGGCUUGGGAGUCGGCCACCGAGGUCUCGGUAUUCACUCGCCACGGCGUCGAGCGCAUCAUGCGGUUCGCGUUUGAGACGGCGCAGAAGCGGCCGCGCAAGUUGUUGACGUUGGUCACGAAGAGUAAUGCGCAGCGGAAUGGUAUGGUGUUGUGGGAUGAGGUUGCGGUGAUCGUGGCGAAGGAUUUCCCGGAUGUAACGGUGGAUAAGAUGUUGGUUGACGCCAUGACGUGCCGGAUGGUGUUGAAGCCGGAGUCGCUUGAUACUAUUGUCGCUACCAACUUGCACGCCGACAUCCUUUCGGAUCUGGCUGCUGCAUUGGCAGGCUCCAUCGGCAUUGCGCCUACAUCCAACCUGGACCCUACGCGCGAGAACCCCAGCAUGUUCGAGCCCAUCCACGGGUCAGCGUUCGAUAUCACCGGUAAGGGCAUCUCGAACCCGGUGGCCACAUUCUGGACCAGUGCCGAAAUGCUCGCGUGGCUCGGCGAGGAUGAUGCCAGCAAGAAGCUUCUGGAUGCGGUUGAGCGUGUCUGCGAGAAGGGAAUUGUGACGGCAGAUCUAGGCGGCAAGGCGAGUACCGUUGAGGUCACAAAUGCUGUUGUUGAGGAAAUUAAGAGCUCGUAUGGCAAGGCUGCCAAGACAGCGUAG